Anthostomella pinea is the source of this 2619-nucleotide messenger RNA. The record is from the annotation of a GenBank genome assembly. Lineage: Eukaryota; Fungi; Ascomycota; Sordariomycetes; Xylariales; Xylariaceae.
AUGGGGGCACUCUCCUGGAACGCGUUGCGCUCGCGCGAGGGCCGGAACUCCAAGUUACCACUCUACGAGAAGCUCACCUCUCCAAGCAAGGAGCGCGACUCGAACGACUCUUACGACGACUCCGACUAUGACGAAUACUCUACCAUAUCCUCCCCGAGCACAACCAACUCCCGCAACACAUCAACCUCCUCUGCCGCCCUCGGCAGACCCAGCAUGUCGAAGCAGAAGAACUUCGCUAUGCCUCACAAACCAGGGCGACCCUUAUUCUAUCGCCUGCCCAACAAGAUCGUGAGAUAUCUCUGCUUCGGCCUGAUAUCCUUCAUGCUUCUGUUGAUAUUCACUCUGAUUCGAGCAAGCCACAACGAGAAUAGGGCCAUUGCCGAAGGGAAGAUAGAGAGACCACCCUCUGGUCCUCAAAUAUGGGAAUCUUACAGCUUUCUCACGAGGUAUUAUGGCGGCAUCCGGAAUUUGGUGCCUUUCUCUCAGAACAUCCCUGAGUACCCACGCGCAGAGGACGAGCUUCCUUUGGACAAGCUGGCAUUUGUCACAAACAGCCAGGAGUCCGAAGUACUGAAACGCGGCUUGCCUGCCAGCAAGGAGUUCAUUGGAUACCCUCAGAGUGUCUUCAAGGCCGCCCCAGAAGAGUUCAACGAAUGCUUCAUUGACAAGGAAAACAAAGUACGAGUACCUCCUAUUCGCUACUACGACGGUCGCCCGAAUGGCUUUCCCGAGGCUAUACUGGGCUCCUAUGGGCUUCUUGGGCUUCCUGAAGAUAUCUGCUUCGAACGCUACGGCAGAUACGGACCAUAUGGCUUCGGAUAUUCCGUGAGGGCAGGCGGCCUAGGUACUGGAGAGCAUGGCGAGAAGGAAGGAUCCGAGUCGACAUGGGGUAAGGUGCCUCAAGUUGAAUGGAAGAACCUCAAUUGGGCCGAGAUACAGAGACGAUGCUACCAGGCAAACGCUGCACGAUACAAGGCCCUACCCCCCAGGCAACCAACGCCACACGGAUUCUUCAUCGACGAUGCGACUGCCAGUAUGAACCUGAACGCGCGCGAUACGAUGCUUGACGAAACACUCGAGUCUUCGGCCGCGGAAGAGACCGUCACAGAGAAGAAUGAACCACUUCAGUCUUCUGCCGCGGUAGAGACCGUCAAAGAGAAGAAUGUAGGACCAGCCGCAGGGGCAAAGAUUACUGGGAAACCCAAGUCUAGAACUGCUGUCGUCAUACGCUGUUGGGACGAGUACACCUGGAGAGAGGAGGACGUCAUGAACCUUCGUUCUCUCAUCUCCGAAUUAGCACUUGCUACUGGUGGUCGCUAUGAUAUUCAUCUUCUCGUCCAAGUCAAGAACGAUGCGGCACACCCCAUUUGGGCGGAUGCUGAUACCUACCAACGACGGAUCGAAGAGUCAAUCCCAGCCGAAUUCCGGGGCCUAGUCACUCUGUGGACGGAGACGCAGAUGUUAGCGCUCUAUCAGGGCAUUUUCGACCUCUUUGCGCGUGGACCAGACCUACCUGUCCACGGCGUGUAUCGUGGACUGCAGAUGGCGAUGCAAUACUUCGCCUAUCAACAUCCCGAGUACGAUUAUUACUGGCAGUGGGAAAUGGAUAUCCGCUACACGAGCCACUACUACGACUUCUUCUCCAAGAUCGAGAACUGGACCAAGGAGCAACCUAGGAAAGGACUCUGGGAACGCAAUGCUCGAUUUUACCUACCCUCAGUACAUGGUGAAUGGGAUGAUUUCAAGCAGAUGGCACGAGUGCAGGCUGAGAUGGGUACCAAGGGAGCCGAUAAUGUCUGGGAGGGUGUCGCUGCCAACGGCAGGAAGCCUGUGUCUGGUCGCGGUGACAAGGUUAUUUGGGGUCCUGAACGACCCAAGGAUCCCAACGACUGGUUCGAGCCGGACAAUGACCCCAUGCCUGAGACGACUUACGAAAAGGACAAGUAUGUGUGGGGAGCCGGUGAACAGGCCGACUACAUCACGUUCAACCCAAUGUUUGAUCCUGAGGGCACUACCUGGGGCCUAUCUGAUGAUAUCACCGGCUACAACACGUCCGAUGGAAACGGUCAUCCCCCACGGCGGGCACAGAUCAUCACGGCCUCACGUAUGUCGCGCCGUCUCCUCAUGACCAUGCACAGCGAGACAGCUUUCAAGAAGCACCACGCUUUCCCCGAAAUGUGGCCUGCCACUGUCGCGCUGCAACACGGUUACAAAGCUGUAUUCGUACCACACCCGAUCUAUGUCGAUCGCGAAUGGCCGACUGAGGUCUUCGCGCAAACCCUCAACAAUGGCAAGAAUGGCGCCAGUGGUGGCUCUCGAACCUCAGUCUUUGGGCAGCGUGAGCAUAAUCUCGUCGGUCUGUCUUGGUUCUACAACUCUGGCUUUGCUCCAAACAUGUACCGAAGAUGGCUCGGACUCAAGGUAAACAACGACGGUGGCGAGGAGUUCGAGCUGGUCGAGGACGAGAGCAAAAACGGCACAAGCGUCAACCAAAUGCGUGGCGGCGAGGGCCGCAUGUGCCUACCCCCUAUGCUGCUCCACCCCGUAAAGGAUGUUGAAUUACCGGUGGAGCAAGCUCCGGAGGUGGUAGAGAUCCCCGAAUCUGAUCCAGGGGCCUAG